AAAAUAGAAAGGGAAAAAUAAAUCCUCCUACCACCUUCCUGACGAAGGCAACGCCCGCACGAGUCGCUCACCGCGCGCGAACCUUCCUCGGACUCGGGGCGUCUGUCCCCUGCCGCCGGCGAUUCGAUCGCGCGGGCGGGGCUGUCGCGUCUCGCCGCCGCCGCCGCAGCUAAGCCAGCGCGGCGAUGGAUUCGUCUCGGCCCAGGAGGGAUCCCAUCAAGUCCCGCCGCCGUCCCGACUGGAGAGAGGAGCUUAGGAGCAAUUGUCUGAAAAGAAUUAAAGAGGAGAGAGUCCAGUUUCUUUGGAAGAAAAGGAUCGAUGGGCCACUUCCUGCUAGUGACAUGAUAAAAGUCGAAUCUGCAGUCAGGGAUAUUAUCUCUGAUGAAUUACAGAAACUCAAACAGCAUGGAGAUGGAAAAGCGGAGGAAGAAGCUGAUAUGAUAUGGGAAUAUCAAGGACCACAGACAGCUAAACCUGUUGAGACUGAAAGUGAAGAUAUAUUACUUGAAAUGGAAAGACUUCUUUAUGAAGAUAUGAGAGAUGAAGCCAUUCAGAUAGAAGUGGAGGCCCUCGAUGAGGAAGAUGAAUACUUAGCUCAGGCUUUUCUUGAACAUAUGCAGUUAACUGAUAAGGAGGCAAAUGCUAAGCUCUGGUGCCCAGUUUGCAAACAAGGGGAACUACGAGAAACACAUAAUCUCGUAUAUUGUACCAUGUGUAAGCUACGCCUAGACCUUGGAGAAGAUAAGAUUAACCUGGAAUUCUUGCGAGAAAGAUUGGCUAAUGUGCAUAUGGAUCACUUGGAUAGAGGAUGCAAAUCAGCACCCAAGUUCUGUUUGCAGACUAUGUUUGAGUUGACUGCGCUCUACAUACAAUGCGAAGAAUGUAACACUUUUGAUGUCGUGAUAUAAAUAGCUACAAUGCUGAUGAAGACCAUAUUACGGAGAGAAGGGAGGAUGUCCAUACUUUCAGAAGUUCUUUCUCCCCGUUUACUGUUAGAUCAACGGCGAACUUAUCCUUGGAAGAGGAUGUACAUCAACUAGGUAGGGCUCUGUCCACUUUUUGCGUUGAGGUGAUCAAACUGUGACUCUUCCAUGUAUCUCUUUUUUGUUUGAUGUCUUUCUUCACGUAAAGGUAGAGUGCAGUGUAAUUAACCAGAUGAGCUUGGUCAAUAUUUUGUUGCCAACUUACAUGAAAGUCAGUGAACUCGCUGAACCGAUAUGGAUAUGGGCUAGAUUAUCCGUAUCCUAUGAUGCUGUGAGUUCAAUAUGGUUUUAUGGAUUUUCUUAUUCCUUUGAAGCUGAUAA
Molecule: messenger RNA, 1304 nt
Organism: Oryza sativa Japonica Group (Japanese rice)
Lineage: Eukaryota; Viridiplantae; Streptophyta; Magnoliopsida; Poales; Poaceae
Source: RefSeq, a predicted model, not a curated record